AUGGCGCCAGCCGAUGCCAAGAAGGCCGAGUCGGGUCCGCCCAAGCUAUCUGAUUACAAGGAGAUCCUCGAUGAGAGCACAUUCGAACAGAUCCUUGAGAUGGAUGAUGACGAGGAAGACCGCGAUUUCAGCAAGAGCAUCGUCUAUGGAUUCUUCGAGCAGGCUGAAAACACCUUCAAGAAAAUGCAGAAGCAACUAGACGAGAAGAACCUUAGCGAACUCUCCGCUCUUGGUCACUUCCUCAAGGGUUCAUCUGCCACACUCGGUCUGGUCAAGGUCAAAGAUGGCUGCGAGAAGAUCCAGCACUUCGGCGCCGGCAAGGACGAGACAGGCAGCAUCGACGAACCGGAUAACGAGGUCUCUCUCAAGGCGAUCAAGAAGACCCUGGACGACGUCAAGACCGCAUACCGCAAGGUCGAGAAGCUCCUGCGCCGAUACUACGGCGAGGAAGUGAAGGACGAAGAAGAAAAGAAGCCCGAAGAGAAUAAGGAGGAGAAGAAGGAGGAAGAGAAGAAGGAACAGAAGAAGGAAGAGAAGAAGGAGGAAAAGCCAAAGGAAGAGCCCAAGAAAGAGACCAAGCAAGCUUCAGCUUCGAAAUAG
Messenger RNA from Penicillium canescens, 600 nucleotides. RefSeq names its product Hpt domain-containing protein. Gene Ontology annotation, cellular component: cytoplasm; nucleus. Gene Ontology annotation, molecular function: protein histidine kinase binding; histidine phosphotransfer kinase activity. Gene Ontology annotation, biological process: phosphorelay signal transduction system; phosphorylation. The transcript is spliced from 3 exons. Bases 1 to 600 code for a protein of 199 amino acids. The record is from RefSeq and is a predicted model, not a curated record. NCBI's taxonomy places the organism in Eukaryota, Fungi, Ascomycota, Eurotiomycetes, Eurotiales, Aspergillaceae.